Brassica napus (rape) is the source of this 4809-nucleotide messenger RNA. RefSeq names its product probable phospholipid-transporting ATPase 11. Bases 1047 to 4670 code for a protein of 1207 amino acids. Lineage: Eukaryota; Viridiplantae; Streptophyta; Magnoliopsida; Brassicales; Brassicaceae. Gene Ontology annotation, molecular function: ATP hydrolysis activity; ATP binding; magnesium ion binding. Gene Ontology annotation, biological process: phospholipid translocation. Gene Ontology annotation, cellular component: plasma membrane. The transcript is spliced from 10 exons. The record is from RefSeq and is a predicted model, not a curated record.
AUUAUAAUUUUCUAUGGAAGAUCUAUUUUAAAAAAAAUCACACAUGAAUAGAAAUUGUGAAUUAUGUAUUAAUAUAAUAGAUGUUUGUCGUGGAGCUCAAGUUGGGCAAUGGAGCUAAAUAACAUACGAUCUAUUCACUUUUGUUGCCAAACUAUAAUAUUUCUCAAUUUAACUAGUCCGCAUUACGGAACUGGCAAUAGACUAAUGAGGUGGAAAUGAAAUUUCACAUGUGUUGCAAAGAGUACGAGAAGAUAGAUUAAUCAGAAAAUCUAAAACAGAUCAUAAUCCUCUGGCCCAGGGAUCGAAAACUGGAAAUUAAUUAUUUAGUCUGAUAAACAUAUACUAGUCCUUUACAUUAGAGAAAAAGUCAAUUAAACACAUCAUUCAUUUACUAAUCACUAGUCCAAUACAUAAUUACGCUUCCUUUCUCCAAGAACUUUUCAAAGCUGCUAAACAAGUAAACCAUCCACGAUUUCCUCUACGGCUCCAUUCACAUUUGUUCAUGUAUUAUUAACACUUCUUCUUUUCUUUCUUAAAUCAUGUCUGGCAUCAUAUAUUAUUUAAUUCUUCUAGAACAUAGACAAACCACGGAUCUAGUAAGGAAUCAGUACAAUACAUUAGAUCUUAUAUACAAUAGCUGUAGCUGCAACAAAAGGCAGUAACUUCCUAAUACAGAGAGAUUGUAAUGGAAGCUGAAUAUACGGAGAUCACAAUAAUAUCUCUAACAUCUAGUACUUUUAAUUUCCGCCAACAUACAAAUAUGUUUUUUUUUUCAUUGAAAUCAACAGAAACCAGUUAUUCAGCGAUUUCUGGCUUCUUCUUCAUUCUAUAGCAAAGAAAAUAAAGAACCCACUCCGCAAAAAAAAAAAUGAUACGUUGAAAGUCGUCGUCGAAGUUAAAAAAAAAAAAAUUAAAAAACGAAGAAACACUCAUAACAAUUCGACAUUGUCUCUCUCACAGAUUCUUUAUCCUAUAGUUCUAAAUCUUCAUUCUUUCAUUCUUUUCUCACAACAUCCCUUUUACAGAUAUUUUCAGACAGAGAGAUAAUGGCGGGAGGUCGGAUAAGGAGAAGACUAAACCUAAACAACAUCUACGCCUUCACAUGUCGCAAAUCUACAUUCCAAGAAGAUCACUCACAGAUCGGAGGACCAGGCUUCUCUCGAGUUGUCUACUGCAACGAACCCAACUCUCCCGCCGCCGAACGUCGUAGCUACGCCGGAAACUACGUCCGGUCAACGAAGUACUCUCCCGCUUCCUUCGUACCCAAAUCUCUCUUCGAGCAGUUCCGCCGCGUCGCCAACUUCUACUUCCUCGUCACCGGAAUCUUGUCGUUGACUCCGCUCUCUCCUUACGGCGCCGUCAGCGCUCUCUUGCCUCUCGGCUUAGUCAUCGCCGCGAGCAUGGUCAAAGAAGGGAUCGAGGACUGGGGGAGAAAACGACAGGACAUAGAAGUGAACAACAGGAAAGUGAAGGUUCACGGCGGAGACGACGGGAUGUUCCGGGAAGAGGAGUGGAGGGAGCUUAGAGUCGGAGAUAUAGUGAGAGUCGAAAAAGAAGAGUUUUUUCCGGCGGAUCUUUUGCUUCUGUCGUCGAGCUACGAAGACUCGGUUUGCUACGUGGAGACGAUGAAUCUCGACGGUGAAACGAAUCUGAAAGUGAAGCAAGGCUUAGAGGCGACUUCGUCGCGCUUACACGAAGAUUUCGAUUUUAAAGAGUUUAAAGCCGUCGUGAGAUGCGAAGAUCCCAAUGCGGAUCUUUAUACCUUUGUCGGAACGUUACAUUUGGAAGAACAGAGGCUUCCCUUGUCGGUUCAACAGCUUCUUCUUCGAGACUCGAAGCUUAGGAACACAGAGUAUGUUUACGGAGCUGUUGUCUUCACCGGACACGACACAAAGGUGAUUCAAAACUCAACUGUCCCUCCAUCAAAGAGAAGCAGAAUCGAGAGGAAAAUGGACAAGAUCAUCUACAUGAUGUUCGGCGUAGUGUUUCUGAUGUCUUUCAUCGGAUCCAUCAUCUUUGGAAUUGUGACAAGAGAGGACAGAGGAGGGAAAACAGAGAGAUGGUACUUGAAACCAGACGAAGCAGAGAUCUUCUUCGAUCCAGAGAGAGCUCCAAUGGCUGCGAUCUACCAUUUCCUCACCGCGGUUAUGCUUUACAGCUACUUCAUCCCCAUCUCUCUCUACGUCUCUAUCGAAAUCGUUAAAGUUCUUCAGAGCAUUUUCAUCAACAGCGACAUUCUUAUGUACUACGAGGAGACUGAUAAACCCGCGCACGCUAGAACAUCGAAUCUCAACGAAGAGCUUGGGAUGGUCGACACGGUUCUGUCGGAUAAAACGGGAACACUGACUUGCAACUCCAUGGAGUUUAUCAAGUGUUCUAUAGCUGGAACAGGUUACGGACGAGGUGUGACCGAAGUUGAAAGAUCUAUGGCUAUGAGAAGCGGCGGUUCGGCUUUGGCUGAUGAUUUGAACGUUGCAGCGGACCGUUCUGGUCCUAAGAUCGAAGGGUUUAACUUCCAGGACGAGAGGGUUAUGAGAGGGAAUUGGGUUAAGCAACGAGAAGCAUCGGUUUUGCAGAAGUUUUUUAGACUGUUAGCUGUUUGUCACACCGCUAUACCCGAAACAGAUGAAGCCACUGGGACUGUCUCUUACGAGGCUGAGUCUCCUGACGAAGCUGCGUUUGUUGUGGCGGCUAGAGAACUCGGUUUUGAGUUCUUUAGCCGCACGCAAAACGGGAUAUCAAUCCGUGAAUUGGAUCUUGAAACGGGAAAGAAAGUAGAAAGGGUAUAUCGGUUACUAAACGUUCUUGAAUUCAACAGCGCGAGGAAGAGAAUGUCUGUGAUCGUGCGUGAUGAAGAUGGAAAGCUUCUGUUACUAUCCAAAGGAGCUGACAAUGUAAUGUUUGAAAGACUUGCCAGGAACGGGCGUACGUUCGAGGAGAAAACACGAGAGCAUGUUGAUGAAUACGCAGAUGCAGGGCUAAGGACAUUGAUACUUGCUUACCGCGAGGUUGAUGAGGAUGAGUAUGUAAAAUUCAGCAAGAACUUCAAUGAAGCUAAGAGCUCGGUGACUGAGGAUCGUGAGAGCUUAAUAGAUGAGAUCACUGAUCAGAUGGAACGCGAUUUGAUUCUACUUGGUGCUACUGCUGUUGAGGACAAACUUCAAAAUGGGGUUCCAGAUUGUAUAGACAAGCUUGCUCAAGCAGGGAUAAAGAUUUGGGUUCUAACCGGAGACAAGAUGGAAACAGCAAUCAAUAUUGGUUUUGCAUGUAGUUUACUUAGACAAGAGAUGAAGCAGAUCAUCAUAAAUCUUGAGACGCCACAAAUCAAAGCAUUGGAGAAAGCUGGAGAGAAAGAUGUGAUUGAACAGGCAUCAAGAGAAAGUGUGGUGAAGCAAAUGGAGGAAGGAAAAGCUCUAAUCACAAGAGGACCAAGCGACACAGACUCUCAUGAGGCAUUUGCGUUGAUCAUUGACGGGAAGUCGCUAACGUACGCUCUUGAAGAUGAUUUCAAGCAGAAGUUUCUUGAUUUAGCCACAGGAUGUGCCUCUGUUAUUUGCUGCAGAUCAUCACCCAAGCAAAAGGCAUUGGUUACACGGUUGGUCAAAAGUGGAACUGGGAAGACAACUUUAGCUAUUGGAGAUGGAGCAAACGAUGUUGGAAUGCUUCAAGAAGCAGAUAUUGGUGUUGGAAUCAGCGGUGUUGAGGGAAUGCAAGCGGUUAUGUCUAGCGAUUUAGCCAUUGCUCAGUUCAGAUACUUGGAACGUCUCUUGCUCGUUCAUGGUCACUGGUGUUACAGCAGAAUCUCAUCCAUGAUCUGUUACUUCUUCUACAAGAAUAUCACAUUUGGUGUGACCUUGUUCUUAUACGAAGCCUACACAUCUUUCUCUGCUCAACCAGCAUAUAACGACUGGUUUCUGUCGCUUUUCAACGUCUUCUUCUCUUCGCUUCCCGUCAUUGCUCUAGGUGUUUUUGAUCAAGACGUCUCAGCUCGCUUCUGUUACAAGUUCCCAUUGCUAUACCAAGAAGGAGUUCAGAAUCUUCUCUUCAGCUGGAAGAGAAUCAUUGGCUGGAUGUUCAAUGGACUAAUCUCGGCUCUCGCUAUUUUCUUCAUCUGCAAGCAAUCCCAAGAACACCAACUCUACAACCCUAACGGCAAAACCGCCGGCCGGGAUAUCCUCGGAGGGACAAUGUACACUUGCGUAGUAUGGGUGGUCAAUCUCCAAAUGGUUUUAGCCAUUAGCUACUUCACUUGGGUCCAACACAUAGUAAUAUGGGGUUCAGUUGCUUUAUGGUACAUCUUCCUCAUGAUCUAUGGAGCUAUCACUCCCACCUUCUCCACAGAUGCUUACAAAGUCUUCCUCGAAGCCUUAGCUCCAGCUCCUUCUUACUGGCUUACCACUCUCCUUGUGAUGAUCUUCGCUUUGGUCCCUUACUUUGUCUUCAAAUCGGUUCAGAUGAGAUACUUCCCUGGUUACCAUCAAAUGAUUCAGUGGAUACGGCACGAGGGUCAGUCUAAUGAUCCUGAGUUUGUGGAAAUGGUUAGGCAAAGAUCAAUUAAGACGACGACGGUUGGUUCCACUGCGAGAAGAGCUGCUAGUGUACGACGUUCCGGUAGGUUUCACGAUCAGCUCAAUAAGAACACCAUAGCUAUCUCAAGAGAAGAGAAAUAGAUAUGUCUCAGUGUUUGUGACUAUAUACUUUGUACAUAAAGGUACAACUUGGUGAAAGCUAGGUUUAUAUACUCCUGAGAUGAAUUACAUUUAUAUUGUGUAUGUAACAUUUUUAGUGUAUAGAUUUCUUUUUGUCUGA